AACUUCUGACACAAAAAUCUUAUUUUUAAAAUCCAAAAUAAGUUAAAUACAAUGAAAAAUCACCACUAUCUCAAUAUUAUCAGAAAAGGAGGCUGUCUUUCUCCACGUUGGGUUUGUUUUGGUACCGGGACCCACAGCUUCCAACAUAUGAAAACUCGUCGCUAACCAGAGAUGCCCCCCAAGAAGCCUCAAGCAGUAGAGCCAAGGCCUUUGAUUGGCCGUGUGGGAACCAACUUGAAAGUUGGCAUAGUAGGACUUCCCAAUGUUGGCAAGUCCACUUUCUUCAAUGUGCUGACCAAGUCCCAGGCCCAGGCUGAAAACUUCCCCUUCUGCACCAUUGACCCAAAUGAAAAUAAGGUUCCGGUACCAGACCCAAGAUUUGACUACUUAUGUGAAUUUCAUAAACCAGCAAGCAAAGUUCCUGCAUUUUUAAACGUCACUGACAUUGCCGGAUUGGUAAAAGGCGCUUCUGAGGGGCAAGGUCUUGGUAAUGCUUUCUUGUCACACAUCAAGGCUUGCGAUGCUCUGUUCCAUAUGACCCGUGCUUUUGAAGAUGAUGAUGUCACUCAUGUAGAAGGGGAUGUAAACCCUGUCAGGGACCUUGAAAUCAUCCUUGACGAGUUGCGGCUUAAGGACAUUGAAUACAUAAAUAAUGUCUAUGACAAACUAUUCAAAUUGGUAGAACGUGGAGGUGACAAGAAACUCAAGCCGGAAUAUGACACUGUUUGCAAAGUCAAGUCGCUGCUGGAAGAAGAUAAGAAGCAAGUUCGAUUCUGUGACUGGGAUGUAAAAGAGAUUGAAGUAUUAAAUAGGCACUUGCUCAUCACAAGCAAACCUAUGAUAUAUUUAGUAAAUCUCUCUGAAAAAGAUUAUAUACGCAAGAAGAACAAAUGGUUAAUGAAGAUCAAGGAGUGGAUUGACACCAAUGACCCUGGAGCCAUGUUGAUCCCCUUCUCAGGUGUCCUGGAGGCUGCCUUAAUUGAUCUGGAUGCUGAAGCAAAAGAGGCAUUCCUCAAGGAGAAAGGUGUUAACAGUGCUCUUGAUAAGAUCAUCCUACAGGGUUACAAUGCCUUGCAGUUGAUGUAUUUCUUCACAGCAGGUCCCGAUGAAGUUAAAGCUUGGACAAUUCAGAAAGGAACCAAGGCUCCACAGGCAGCUGGCAAAAUUCACACUGACUUUGAGAAGGGCUUUGUCAUGGCAGAAGUGAUGAAAUUUGAUGAUUUCAAGGAAUUGGGUUCUGAAGCAGCUGUGAAGGCUGACGGGAAGUACCACCAAAGAGGUCGCCAGUAUGUGGUGGAAGAUGGUGACAUUAUCUUCUUCAGGUUUAACACUGGAGGGCUCAAGAAAAAGUGAGACAGGCUCAUGCUAGUUUUGCUGGUAAUACUAUAUGUCCAGAUGAUUGCUGUGUUUAUAUGCACACACCUCUAAUGAAUGCAGUAAACAGCAUGACCUA
Molecule: messenger RNA, 1453 nt
Organism: Macrobrachium nipponense
Lineage: Eukaryota; Metazoa; Arthropoda; Malacostraca; Decapoda; Palaemonidae
Product: obg-like ATPase 1
Exons: 11
Coding region: 172-1353 (393 amino acids)
Cellular component (GO): cytoplasm
Molecular function (GO): GTP binding; ATP binding; ATP hydrolysis activity
Source: RefSeq, a predicted model, not a curated record